Messenger RNA from Polypterus senegalus (gray bichir), 2486 nucleotides. RefSeq names its product SAM and SH3 domain containing 3 (gene sash3). The coding region runs from base 159 to 1286 and encodes 375 amino acids. NCBI's taxonomy places the organism in Eukaryota, Metazoa, Chordata, Cladistia, Polypteriformes, Polypteridae. Gene Ontology annotation, molecular function: protein binding. The transcript is spliced from 8 exons. The record is from RefSeq and is a predicted model, not a curated record.
GACUUCCUCUCACUCACAGUUCUCCACUCUCAUGUGCUGUAAGCACGGACCUGCCCGGCUUUUGUUUCAUAUUUAAUAUAAGAUUAUCAGAUCUUUUCUACUGUGUUUUCAGGACUUCUGGUUGUCUUUGGAUUGUUAUAUUUCACUUCUGGUUUAAAAUGCUUCGUAGAAAACCUUCAAAUGCUUCAGAGAAGGAGCAGGUACAGAAGAAGAAGUUGACUCUGCAAAGAUCAAGCAGCUUCAAGGAUUUCAUAAAGUCGAAGCCAACGUCUCCAGUGGUGACCGACAAAGAAUUCACAUUGGUAGAAUCAACUCUAGAGGCAGAUGGGCCUUCCCCAACAACUGAAGAGGGUAGCAAAAGUGGAGGAAAGCUGGGAAAGAAGUGGAGAGCUGUAAUCUCCAGGACAAUGAACCGCAAGAUGGGGAAAAUGGUACAGAAAGCACUGGCAGAAGAAGGGAUGGACAGUGGAGAUGAUGGCUCCAUGUCUCCCAUGUCUUUUGAUGAUAUCCCAGAUGGACGGAUUGGAGAGAGGACUUCUCAGUGCUCUUUUGAGUCAGACGAACAAAUUCACAGCCCUUUGAUGCGUCAGCUUUCUGGAUGUGGUGACAGACAAAGUCUGGAUAGCGGAUAUAGCAACCGGGACAGCAUGCGACUUGAAGAUUCCACUCCUCCUUAUACUGGGCCUUUCUGUGGCAGAGCACGGGUGCACACUGAUUUCACACCCAGCCCCUAUGACAACGACUCUCUGAAACUCAGGAAAGGAGACAUAAUUAAGAUAAUUGAGAAGCCCCCGGUUGGAACCUGGACUGGCAUGCUGAACAACAAAGUCGGAUCUUUCAAGUUUAUUUAUGUUGACAUUUUGCCGGAGGAAUCCACCCCUCCCAGGCGAAAGAGAUGCCACAGCAAAAACAAGAAGCUUAAGCCAAAAACGUUGGAGGAGGUCCUUGAGAAUAUCAAUCUGACGGAGGUUAUCCCCCUUCUUUCAAUGCAUGGUUUUGAGAGCCUGGAAGAUUUUAAAGAGCUGAGAGAGUCCCAUCUGAAUGAGCUCAAUAUCACAGAUCCAGAACACCGGUCUAAAUUGCUGACAGCAGCUGAGCAUCUCCUGGAAUAUGACAGUGAAAGUGAAAGUGAUGAGGCGGGUGAGGAAAAUGACUCCCAGAACUCUGAGCAGAAAGCGGACAUCCCUCGUGACUCGGGCUGCUUUGAAAGCUCUGAGAAUCUGGAGAACGGACUCAGUGGCAUAACUGAGCAGCUGCAGGAACUGGAGGUGGACAACGCUUCCUGAAGGUAGAACGAAGAAGCCAAAGAAACCGUCCCUCCAACGAAAAACAGAUGAAGUGGAAAUGGAGAGACAGUCCAAAUGAAUCCCCGAGGUUUAAUUAUCUUCUUUUUAUUUUGAUUUAAGAUGCAAUUGAGAAAAGAGAAAAAAAAAAUGGUAUCUACUGGUUUGUGAUUUACCUCACCAUGAGCCUUGGAUUAAAAAAGACUUACUUUGCAUCUAAACUAUCUGGCAAACACUUCUAAAAGAAACGGCCCAGAAUGGACCUUUACCAGCAAAAACCUCCAUUUUACUUCAAGAAAUCCAUACAUUCACUUUGAAAAUAACUUAUUGUAAAUAAUAUUACAAACAGGCAUAUCUUUCUUACAAAAUAUAAUAGGACUUUAAAGGGCACAACAUGAUGACACUUGGAAAAAUUAACCCACUGAACGCCAACCAUGAGGAAGGAUAUUGGCAAGUCUAAAAAGAAAUAAAUAGUAAUAAAAAAAAUAAGAGUUCAAAAACCCCUUUCUGGUUCCAACCACCUUUGCUUUUUUAAUUAAAAGUGAAUUUGCAGAAGACUUGAUCAAACUUGGAACAAAUGCACAUGAUGAGAUGAAGGACUGUUGUGCCAGACUGCACAGUUCAGCAGUUGUGCCUUUGAAUUAUUAAAAUUAGUUUCAAUGGAAUGAAUGGGCAUGUAGAACAGGUGACAGAGUGAAGUGAGCACUGGCACAGCUACAGCUGCUUUUAUAUUCGUAGACAUUGUGUUACAAACUAUACAGGAGCUGAAACCUUAUCUCAAAAACAUAAAAAGGUACAAACCAGUCCAGCUUCAUGUUUCAGUAGUUAAACCAGUGGUUCCCAAACCUGUGCUUGUGAGGAUGCUCCUGAGGGUUGUGUCGCGGGUAAAAUAUUGUGGAGUUGUAAGGCAAUUAGUGCACUGAUAGGAUUCUUGAGAUCUUACUUAAAUUAGAAUAGCUGUGAAUAACAGAUCAUCCAUAUACUGUAUACAGUCCACUUAAUGUUAAAGUCCAUUUGUGUCCAAUACACAUGCCUGUUGUUAAGUAGCACUCUUAUCUAUAUUCAGUAUUAGUAUGGUCAUUUAGAACUUUGGGCUUGUUUGUUGAUCAUAUGAUUUUUAUUCAUUAGAUGUUUUUCAUUUAAAAUGGUUUAAAUUGUAUUCAUUCAUAACGUUUCUGAUGAGUUUUAUCAUUGGAAUUUAAU